This is a messenger RNA of Panthera uncia (snow leopard), 3285 nucleotides long. It is a transcript of the gene LRIF1, whose product is annotated as ligand dependent nuclear receptor interacting factor 1. Bases 121 to 2409 code for a protein of 762 amino acids. Gene Ontology annotation, molecular function: nuclear retinoic acid receptor binding. The record is from RefSeq and is a predicted model, not a curated record. Gene Ontology annotation, biological process: regulation of DNA-templated transcription. Lineage: Eukaryota; Metazoa; Chordata; Mammalia; Carnivora; Felidae. The transcript has 4 exons.
ACACCUGCUGCGAAACAUUCUAUCGCUCUGGUUCUCGCCCCUUGGAGAGACCUCGCCCCCCCCCACCCCACCCCCAUUGCCCACUUUCCUGGAUGUGCUGGCCCCUCCGACCCCUCAAAAAUGUCCAAUAACCUACGGAGGGUCUUCCUGAAACCCGCAGAGGAAAAGUCAGGCAACGCCUCGAAGUGUGUUUCAGGCUGCAUGUACCAAGUAGUUCAGACGAUUGGCUCGGAUGGAAAAAAUCUUCUGCAAUUACUUCCAAUUCCUAAUUCUUCUGGAAAUCUUAUACCGCUAGUUCAAUCUUCAGUCAUGUCUGAUGCUUUGAAAGGGAAUACAGGAAGCCCAGUUCAAGUUACUUUUCAGACUCAGAUUUCCAGCUCUUCCACAAGUGCAUCAGUUCAAUUGCCCAUUUUUCAGCCAGCCAGUUCUUCAAACUAUUUUCUAACAAGAACAGUAGAUACAGCAGAAAAAGUUAGAGUUACUUCUGUGGGAACUGAAAAUUUUACCUCAUCAGUUUCUAAAGUUCAGAGUCAUGGUGUGAAAAUUGAUGGACUCACCAUGCAAACAUUUGCUGUUUCUCCCUCCUCAACACAAAACGAUUCACCUUAUAUUUUAGUAAAUACUCAGAGUCUUCCAAUGACUGUGAAGUCUCCAGUUUUGCCUUCUGGGCAUCAUUUACAGAUUCCAGCCCAUGCUGAAGUGAAAUCUGUACCAGCGUCUUCAUUGCCUCCUUCAGUUCAGCAAAAGAUACUUGCAACUGCAACCACAAGUACCUCAGGAACAGUUGAGGCCUCCCAAAUACCAACCGUUAUUUACGUAUCUCCUGUAAACACAGUGAAAAAUGUAGUUACCAAGAACUUUCAAAACAUUUAUCCAAAACCUGUUACAGAAAUAGCAAAGCCAGUGAUUCUAAAUACCACACAAAUGCCAGUGAAUGUUGCUAAAGAGACACAAUUAAAAGGUGGUCAGCAUUCUCAAGCUGCUCCUGUGAAAUGGAUUUUUCAAGAAAAUCUACAGCCUUGCAGUCCAUCUCUUGUUCCUGUUAAGUCUUCAAAUAAUGUGGCUUCCAAGAUUUUAAAAACUUUUGUAGAUAGGAAAAGUUUGGGAGAUAAUACUAUCAAUAUGCCAGCAUUGAGCACUGUCAGUCCUAGUGGGACACAGUCCAAAAGUAUGCCUAUUAAAGAUAAUGCUUUGGUUAUGUUUAAUGGGAAAGUCUAUCUAUUGGCUAAAAAGGGGACAGAUGUUUUGCCAUCACAAAUUGACCAACAGAAUUCUGUUUCUCCUGAUAUUCCACCAAGAAAAGAUACAUCACAGAUAGUGAGUUCAAGCCCAGUCACAGAAAUAUCCAGAGAGGUUGUAAACAUUGUUUUGGCUAAAAGUAAAUCUUACCAGAUGGAAACAAAAUCACUUUCAAAUACUCAGCCUGCUUCCAUGAUCAAUCUAAGGGCAGAGAAGAAUAAAAAAGUGGAGAAACCAUCUCUUUCUACCCCAAACCCACAUAAUAUGAAUCAACCCAUUAACUACUUAAAACAGAGUAAGAUUUUAUUCACAAAGCCAGACUUUCCAGAUGGAUUUAGUACAGUACAGAAUGCCCCCAGAAAAGGAAAUAUCAUCCAGAGCAUAGAGAAAAUAAGUUCCUCUGUUGACGCAACAACUAUCACUUCACAACAGUGUGUUUUCAGAGACCAAGAACCAAAGAUCCAGAAUGAGAUGGCAUCAACAUUAGAAAAAGUUCCUCAAGAGAGGAAUGACAAGAACCAUUCCCAAGGAGGAAGCAAUAAGGUAUCACAUCUGAAGAAUGAUGCUGAAUUUAAAAAGAUAUUUGGUCUCACUAAAGAUUUGAGAGUGUGCCUUACUCGGAUUCCUGAUCAUUUGGGCUCUGGAGAAGGUUUUGAUUCCUUAAGCCGUUUGGUGAAGACCAAUACUUAUAAAGAGACGGAGUUUAUAGAGAAGGAGGAAAAGAAAAAACAGGGUUUUGAUAAGAAAAGAAAAGCAAAAACCGUUAAAAAGAUGGAUCACACAAAGAAGAGAAAAACCGAGAGUGCUUAUAACACAGCUCUAAAUGGUGGAACUAAUGUCACCAAUUCCCAACUUGUCAGCAGUAUUUUACCAACUUCAGAUGUAUCACACCAUAACAUUCUCACAAGCUGCAACAAAACCAGAGAAGAAAAGAAAACUGAGGUUGAACACUGUACCCCUGAGAACCAGCAAAAAGGCACAUUGAGUUUGAAUGUAGCUUUUGAGCAAAGUCAUUCCUUUAAUAAAAGUUAUACUGAAGACAUUUUCCCCAUGACGCCACCAGAGUUAGAGGAAACCAUUCGAGAUGAAAAAAUAAGAAGACUUAAGCAAGUGCUGAGAGAGAAAGAAGCAGCUCUUGAAGAAAUGCGUAAGAAGAUGAACCAGAAAUAAUGAAAUGUUGCUAUUCUUAAAGACUGCAGUGAAAUAGCUGUGUUUUUUUCAUAUACUUUUGCAUUAAGUUAAUUAUAGAUGCAUUAAGGUGUUCUUUGCAUAUGAAACUUGUUUUUUCAUCAGUUGAUUGUUAAAUUUUAUUUAAGGACUACAAAAAAGGUUGAUUCACAUAUGAUUCUUGUGAAUAAUCUACAUGGGGUAUCUGAGUCUUUGUCUAGAUACCUUUUUUUGGAAGGAAAAAUUUUCUAUUUUUCUAUUAUUUUAAUUAGAAAUCCCCGAGUUUGAAUAUUUGUGCAGAGUUUUUGUUAUUGUAUGUUUGCAUCUUUAGUUGAACCACUCAGGUGUUUUUCCAACAGCAGACAAUUAUUAUAUACUAUUGAAAUUAUAUAAUCCAGGAGAGGAAAUUGGCUCUAAAUUUAGCUUUGCCAAUGGUCUUAUGUAUGUACUGAGUCUCUAUGCAUAAAAUGAUGUAAUUGUUGUAAUUUUUUUUUUAAUUUCAUGGAAGAAAAUGUAUAAUAGCAGUAUUAUUUAAAUAUCCAAACAUUUCUCAAGAGUUGAGGGAUACUUGUUUUGUGGCUUUUACAAAGUAGUUUUAUAUAAACCAAAAUGGGUUUUAGAAUUCAGGCUAUAUAAUGUUUGCUUAAAGUGAUACAUUAUUAUUCCUAGGCAAAUGCUUUUUCUUCCUUUUUUGUUUCUUUUUUUUUUUAAUAUGUACAUAUGUAACAGAUUGAGAAGUAAAUCUGAACAAUGGCCACAUAUAAUACUUUUUAAAAUUGUAAAAUGUAGUUAUUCUUAAUGGAGGCAAACAUUUUUCCAUCUGGUUUUGUUUGAUUCGGAGAGGUUGGGAUUUGUGUUGUGGAUAGGGAUUAAUGGGAA